AUGGCGGAGCCCCCUCCAGCUGAACCAGCGGCAACAGCCGAGGCGGCAGCACCGGAGGCCGCGGAGGUGCCAGAGGUGGCGGCGCCGGAGGUGACGGAGGUCGCCAGCACCACCACUCCACCUGCGCAGGAGGAGGAGCCGGAGGUGGUGCUGGGAAGGUGUCUUCUGCCAAGUCCAGCGAAGGUCCCGCUCCCCCGCCUCUUCGCCAAGAGCCAGCAGGCACAGGAGGAGCUAGAGGCAGGGAUCCGCCGGGAAUGGGAGAGGCUGGAGGCUGAGCGCCACCGGCUCCUCGACUGGGAGCAGCGCCUGGGGGACCGCAUCAAGUCCGUCUCCGCCCACUAUGCCGAUGAGCGGGCGAAGCUCGUGCUGGAGCGCGAACUCCUGCAGGAGCAGUUGCAGCAGGCUCUCGACCGGGAGGCGGCAGCUGCCCAACGGGAGAGAGCGGCUGCGCGGCGGGAGAAGCAUGCCCUCGAGUGGGAGCUCCUGGUGGAGAUGAGGGUGCAGGCGGCGGCGGACAGGGAGGCAACCGCCCUGGAGCUGGCCAACCAGGCCAAGAAGGUGGUGGAGAUGACCAAGGCGCAGGAAGCCACCCUUGCAGAACUGGAGGCAGCCGCGGUGGAGAGAGAGCGCAGGCUCGCCGCCCGCAAAGCAGAGGAGGUGACCCGGCUCGAGGAGCUCCAGGAGCGGGAGGCGGCCGUGGAGAAGGAACUGGCGGCCGGGACCCGGAGGCUUCGGGAGCUCGAGGUGGCCCUCCACGAAAUGGAGGCCAAGGUGGAGGAGUUCCAGGCGGAGCGGAGCGCCAGCAUCGGCCGGAUUGUAAGGUGGGCCGGUGAGGUGAACUCCUCCCUGGGAGCUCUUGGAGCAAGCCCCAUUUGGGUGGCGGAGGCUCCUUCUUCACUUGGUGUCGCCCUCCAGGUGCUGGACUCCAUUGCCGAGCGACUACAAGGCCUGGAGUCCGGCAUGCUCGACCUAUUGGAAACAGAAGGGCGAGCAGUUGCCCGGGGGACGGCAGAGUAUAUCCUUACCUGCUUCCGGAGCCACGACCCCACCAUCCAACUAACUCCCAUCCUGUUUGGUCCUAUCCGGGCGACGGCGGCCGCCGCACAGGAGGGAGUGCAAGAGGUGGCAGACAUGGUGGUGUCCCGCAUCUGA
Messenger RNA from Panicum hallii, 1152 nucleotides. RefSeq lists its product as uncharacterized. The coding region runs from base 1 to 1152 and encodes 383 amino acids. Lineage: Eukaryota; Viridiplantae; Streptophyta; Magnoliopsida; Poales; Poaceae. The record is from RefSeq and is a predicted model, not a curated record. The transcript has a single exon.